AUGGUUAAUGGUGGUCCUUGUGGUUUCUUUUCAGUGGGUAGGGGAUUAAGACAAGGAGAUCCCUUAUCUCCAAUUCUCUUUGUCUUAAUGGAAGAUGCUUUAAGUAGGUAUUUAUCUGCAUCUGUCCAGGAAAAGAAAAUAGCUCCAAUGGUAAUCAGAAAUGGAAUUCGUCUUACACAUUUGUUUUUUGCAGAUGAUGUGUUCAUUUUCUUAAAUGGUGCCAAAAAAAGUAUAGAGAAUCUUACUCAGUUACUGGAUACUUAUCAAAGUUUCUCAGGUCAACUCAUAAAUAGAGGCAAAAGUAAGUGUUUUAUUGAUGGCACUUCAAGUCAAAGAAAGAUGCAGAUUAAAGAAUGGUUAAAAAUGGAAGUUAGUGAGUUUCCUGAUAAAUAUCUAGGAGUCAUUUUAGCACCAGGGAGAGUUAAGUCUUCUACUGUUUGGCCAAUAGUUGAAAUGUUGCAAAAAAAGCUAGCAGGAUGGAAAGGGAGAAUGUUGUCUUUUCAAGAUAGGUUGGUAUUAAUUAAAUCUGUACUCAACAGUAUGCCAAUAUACAACAUGGUUGUUUAUAAGUGGCCUGCUUCAAUCAUCAAAAUCUGUGAAAAGAUUAUCAGGAAUUUUCUUUGGUCAGGUGAGGGAGAUACUAGGAAAUAUAAUAUUUUGGCAUGGAAAAGAGUGUGCACUCCUUACAGUGAAGGAGGUCUUGGUAUUCAUAGGCUUGAAGUUAUAAAUAAAUCACUUUUGAUGAAGAUGAUGUGGAGGAUAAUGAAGUCAAAUGAUGAUCGGGCCUUAUUCUUCAAAGCAAAAUAUAUGAAUAAAAAUGGAGUUUGGAGAGACAAUUGGCAACUUUCUUCUGUUUGGCCUGGCCUAAGAUGGGCUUGGGGCUACUUAAAGGAUGAUCUGAAAUGGUGCAUUGGUGAUGGACAUCAAAUCUCUGCUUGGUUUGAUACUUGGAUUGUCAUUCAAAAUGCAAUUUCUUCUCUCAAUCUCCCAGAUACUGGUUGUCAAGAUGAACUCAUUUGGCAGGUGAAUCUUAAAGGAGUAUUCUCAGUUUCAGAAGCUGCAAAUUUGUUGAGGGGAACAUAUAUUGAUGAUGUUAAAAUGGUCAACUAUGGAUAUGAGAUGGUUUCAAGAUGUUGUAUCUGUGAGGAAGCUGAAGACAAUAUGGAUCAUCUUCUCUGGAACUUUCCCAAGUGCUUUGAUGACAUAUGGAGAGGUGCUGCUAACAAAAGUCCAAUUGUACAACAAAUCUGGAUUACAACUGCUUGUGCAUGUCUUAAGGAACUCUGGUUUCAAAAAAAUAAAAGAUUCUUUGAAGGAUUUGCUCCUAGCACACCAAACUUCAAAUGCAGGAACUCAAAAUUUCAGAGUAUUAAAGCAUGUCAGUGGUCUCCUCCAAGUAGUGAAUUCACUCUUUUCUGCUGUGAUGGUGCUUCCAUAGGCAAUCCAGGUGUUGCAGGUUUUGGGAUUGUUGUUAGGGAUCAUUUAUGUCAAGUUAUUGGUACUCUGACUUGUGGCCUUGGUACAACAACAAAUUAUAUUGCUGAAGUGUAUCCAGUUGUCUGUGCAGCUGAACUUGCUGUGUUUUGGAAAUGUCAAAGAAUCAUCAUCAGGUCAGAUUCUCAAUCUGUUAUUACUGAAUUUAAAAAACAGCAAGUUCCAUGGUUCCUUAAAGCUAGGUGGAUGAAGGCUCUUAAACAUUUGCAAGAAAUCAUGUUUGAACACUGUUUCAGGGAAGCUAAUUUCUCUGCUGAUACAACAGCCAAAAGAGGUGCUCUCUUGUUAGCAGGAGAAAGACAAUGUCAUACGGGGAGGCCAGAUUUUCUCAAAAGAAUUGAAAUGCCUGGAGUUGAGUACUUUAGAUUUUGCUAA
Molecule: messenger RNA, 1869 nt
Organism: Papaver somniferum (opium poppy)
Lineage: Eukaryota; Viridiplantae; Streptophyta; Magnoliopsida; Ranunculales; Papaveraceae
Exons: 5
Coding region: 1-1869 (622 amino acids)
Molecular function (GO): RNA-DNA hybrid ribonuclease activity; nucleic acid binding
Source: RefSeq, a predicted model, not a curated record